UUCCUGGGAUAACCUGAAUGUCUACCAGUUGAAGGAUUCAGGUUUACAAAUGCUGAACCUUGGACCUGUCACAUGGGAACAGGCUUGCUCCACUAGAAGCAAGAUGGCUGAACUCAAUACUCACGUGAAUGUCAAGGAAAAGAUCUAUGCAGUUAGAUCAGUGGUUCCCAACAAAAGCAAUAAUGAAAUAGUGCUGGUGCUACAACAGUUUGAUUUUAAUGUGGAUAAAGCUGUCCAAGCCUUUGUAGAUGGGAGUGCAAUUCAAGUUCUAAAAGAAUGGAAUAUGACAGGAAAAAAGAAGAACAAUAAAAGGAAAAGAAGCAAAUCCAAGCAGCAUCAAAACAACAAGGAUGCCAAGGACAAGGCAGAGAGGCCGGAAGCAGGGGCCCUGCAGCCACAGCCCCCUCAGCUACAGAAUGGCCACCUGAACGGCUGUGAGAAGGACAGCUCAUCCACUGAUUCUGCCAGCGAGAAACCUGCCCUUGUUCCUCGGGAGAAGAAGAUCUCCAUCCUCGAGGAACCUUCAAAGGUCCUUCGAGGGGUCACAGAAGGCAACAGACUACUCCAACAGAAACUAUCCCUAGAUGGCAACCCUAAACCUAUAUACGGAACAGCAGAGAGGUCAGAUGGCCUACAGUGGUCAGCUGAGCAGCCUUGUAACCCAAGCAAGCCUAAGGCCAAAACAUCUCCUGUUAAGUCCAAUGCCCCUACAGCUCAUCUUGAAAUAAAGCCAGAUGAGUUGGCAAAGAAAAGAGGCCCAAAUAUUGAGAAAUCAGUGAAGGAUUUACAACGCUGCACCGUUUCUCUAACAAGAUACCGUGUUAUGAUCAAAGAGGAAGUGGACAGUUCCGUGAAGAAGAUCAAAGCUGCCUUUGCUGAGUUACACAACUGCAUCAUUGAUAAAGAAGUGUCACUAAUGGCAGAGAUGGAUAAAGUUAAAGAAGAAGCCAUGGAAAUCCUGACUGCUCGUCAGAAGAAAGCAGAAGAACUAAAGAGACUUGCUGAUCUAGCCAGUCAGAUGGCAGAGAUGCAGCUGGCCGAACUCAGGGCAGAAAUUAAGCACUUUGUCAGCGAGCGUAAAUACGAUGAAGAGCUGGGGAAAGCUGCCCGGUUCUCCUGUGACAUCGAACAGCUGAAGGCCCAAAUCAUGCUUUGCGGAGAAAUUACCCACCCAAAGAAUAACUACUCCUCAAGGACCCCCUGCGCCUCCCUGCUGCCUCUGCUGAAUGCACACCCAGUGUCCUCUGGAAAACAGAGCAACUUUCCCCGAAAAUCGUCCAAUCACAACAAGCCCUCCGAGGGCAAAGCAGCAAACCCAAAAAUGGCUAGCAGUCUCCCCAGCACGGCCGAGCCCUCUCACCAGCCCGCACCAGCUAACAAGCAGAAUGGGUCUUCCAGCCAAAGACGAAGAUUUAAUCCCCAAUAUCAUAACAACAGGCCAAACGGGCCUGCCAAGUCCCAGAGUGGCGGGAAUGAUGUGGAUUCCAUGACCAAGGGCACCAGCAGGCACGAACACCGGCGACAGCUGCACACCGGCUUCCGUCCCAAAAACAAAGGCGGCGCCAAAAACCAGGAGGCUCCCUUGGGGACAAAGGCCCCAGAGACCCCAGGCCAUCCUGAAAAGCCACGGCGGAGACAGCACCCCGCAGACAGCUCGGAGGCCCGGCCUUUCCGGGGAAACGUCGGGAGGGUUUCGCAGUGCAACCUCUGCCCCACAAGAAUAGAAGUCUCCUCCGACACCACGGUUCUCGCCGUGCCAGCCGUGACGCUGGUGGCCUGAGGCCGGAGAACAAAGAGCAGUUUCCACUCCAUUUUGGUUCCCUGCCCGAGGUGCUGACCCAAUUCGCUGCCAAAAGAGAGUCCGUCGGAAUAUACAGACCCUGUGUGGUGGUGUCAUCCUCUCAUACUCAUUUUUACUAAUUCUAAAUAAUCAGCUCUAGCUUGCUUCAUAACCUUCAUGGCUUUGCUUGAUCUGUUGAUGCUUUUUCUCAUGGAGACUUUGCAGCAUUUUAGCCAGGCAGUAUUUACUCCUUUGUUAGGAAAAAUCAAGGUGUGGUUCAAGAUCAGAGGCUCAGGUGGCAGUCCGUGUUGUACCAGGAUGUCAGUCCGUUGAUCGUUGUUAGCGAGUUCACGUUGAAAACAAUAUUCCUGACGAUCAGACAAACAUGAUCUGCUGAAGACACAUGCGCUUUUGUAGAAUUUAACAUCUGGUGUUUUUCUGAAAAAAAGUAUAUAUAUACAUAUAUUGCUUUAUUUGAAACAAAUUAAAAUAUGCUGCAUUUGA
Molecule: messenger RNA, 2284 nt
Organism: Ochotona curzoniae (black-lipped pika)
Lineage: Eukaryota; Metazoa; Chordata; Mammalia; Lagomorpha; Ochotonidae
Gene: SPATS2L
Product: spermatogenesis associated serine rich 2 like
Exons: 12
Coding region: 50-1780 (576 amino acids)
Cellular component (GO): cytoplasm
Molecular function (GO): protein binding
Source: RefSeq, a predicted model, not a curated record